CUCGCGGCUCGAGGACACCACCAACAACACACCACUGCCCGCCACUUGUUUGCCAUGGGCGGCAGCGGGAACCGGCACAAGAUCAAGGGCGGCGGUCGCGCCGUCCUGGGCCGCGAGAGCCGGGAGGCCCUGGUCGACCUGCUGAUCCGCCUGUCCGAGGCGAAGGGAGAAAGCGGGGAGACCGGCGAGAAAAUCUCGGAGCACGAGCGAAAGCGGCGGGAAAAGAAAUUCGUCAAGAGGCUGGUCGAAGAGCACGAGCGAAACCGGUGGAAGAGAAAGCUCCGCGUUGGCGAUGCCGCUUCGGCUGCUGCGGAUGCCGAUGCUCAUGCCGAUGCUCAUGCCGAUGCUCCGAACAAGACUCCCGGCAAGGAAUCGGCAGAGGGCGGAGGAGAAGGAUCCCGGAAGCCGGUGCUUCCGCCUCCUGCUGCCUCCAAAGUUUCCAGCAGCAGCAAGAACGGCAACAGCGGCGGAAAGGUCCGAAUCGAACUCGUCGAAGCCAUCUUUAGGGAGGUUGCUCCUGUUCCAGCCAAAAAGGGAAAGAAGGACAAAAAAGACCAAAAGAGCGGCGGCGGCGGCAAAAAAGACGACAAGAAGAAAAAGGGAGGCAGCUGUGCCUCCGACUUUAAAGAGGGGGCCAGGAAAGUCGUGGUCCUCCCGAGGUCGACCACGCCUUCCGAACUCCUGAAGCUCGCCCCCUCCAAGCUGCGCAUGAAAAAGAAGCCCGUGCGGGUGUUUUGGAGGGCCUCCAAAACGGCGCUGGUGGACCUCGGGGAGACGGGUGCCGAUCUCUCGGGGCUGGACGACGGAGCGGUCCUCUGCGUGACCACCACCCCCCAACCGGAAGGACCGGGAAAGGCCGCGGAAAAAGCCUACGCUUCCGCCAAGGGGGCCGAGACGGGGGAAGCCGCCGGGGAGUCUGUGCCUGCCGAAACGGUGGAUCCCCUCGCCUCCGUCAAGAGGGCCUACCGGCAGCAAGCCGAGCACCGCAGGCGUGCGAGGAGGCACGGGCAGCAACAACAGAAACAGCAGCAACAGAACCAACAACAGAACCAAAAACAGAAACAGCAGCAACACACCUUCCCGGCGGCGCAACCCUUGCAGAAGGCCAUCGUCGACGAAUCCCUCCGGGUCAGGCACGCGGUGGUCCGGGCCGACCUGCCGGCGGCCUCGCACAGGGAGUCGAUCCUCUCCUCCGUGCGCGGCAACGCGGUGGUGGUCUUGUGCGGCGCCACCGGGUGCGGAAAGUCGACCCAGGUUCCCCAGUUCCUUCUGGAAGACCAGGAGGCCCUCGAGCGGGACCGGAGCAGCGGCGGGGAGUCGCAAUCGCAAUCGCAGUUUCCACCACCGAGGCGGUACGUCGUGGUGACCCAGCCGCGGCGGGUGGCGGCGAUCUCCCUGGCAAAUAGGGUGGCGGAGGAACGGGGAAGCCCUCCCCCGGGAGAGCCCGGGUCCUCGGUGGGCUACCUGGUGCGAUCGGACCGCCGCAUCGACGAGCGCACCUGCCGGAUCGUCUACGUGACGGUGGGGAUCCUGCUCCGCAUGCUGGUCUCCGGCUCGGGGAGUUCCAAAACCACCUCUGGAUCCGGACCGCAAGGCGGGGACGGGAAGGAAAGCACCGGUUCCCUCGGCCCGUCGCUGGAUCUGUCGAUCGACAACAUUUCGCACCUCGUCGUCGACGAGGUCCACGAACGGGACGUGAACACGGACUUUGCCCUGACCCUGCUCAAGGGACUGAUGCUUCCGCCACCCAAGUCGAAGGCGAGGCUGCCGCACCUCAGGCUGGUGCUCAUGAGUGCCACGGCCUCAUCGGACCUCUUUGUAAACUUUUUCAAAGCGAGGGGUACCAGGCCACCGGAGGUGAUCGAGAUCCCCGGUCGGACCUUUCCGGUAGACAUCAGGUGGCUGCCGGAGUGCCAGAAUUUUGCGGGGACCACCAUGUGGCACCCCGGAUCGGGAAGCCGGGACGAAAAGACGCAAAAGAGCAGCACCAGAGGCGGCAGCGGAGGGGAUGGUCCCCUUUUGUCCCCCCGUGCGAGGGACAAGAUCGACGACAAAUUUGUUCGGGCAUUGAUUGCCAAGAUCGUCCUCCAGCAGCAGGCCGGCGGUGAGCUCCGGGAUUCCCCCGACAGCGGCCGGAAUAGCUUCCGCAAAACCGGUGCGAUUCUCGUUUUUUUGCCGGGCAGGGGAGAAAUCGAGAGCCUGGCUUCGUGCCUCUACGACAACAGCACCAUCGUUGGGGACCGCGAGGUCUGCACCAUCCUCAAGCUCCACUCGGCCGUUCCAAGGGGCGAGCAGGAAAAGGUCUUCCGGCCGGCCCGUGGGGGAACCGUCAAGAUCGUUCUGGCCACCAACAUUGCCGAGACGUCCGUCACCAUUCCCGACGUCAGCCACGUCAUCGACACCUGCCGGGUCAAGGAGAGCCGCUACAACGCCUCCGCCCGGAUCCGGGAACUCGUCACCGUAUGGACCAGCCGGGCUUCCCUGAAGCAGCGGGCCGGCCGGGCCGGGAGAACCUCCGCCGGGGUGUGCUGGAGGCUCUGCGGGGAGGACUUUUGCCAGAAGGAACUCCUCCCCCAGACGGCCCCGGAAAUGCUCCGGACCCCCCUCGACGAGCUGGUCCUGCAGAUCUGUCUGCUCUACGAGCAGCGGAGGGACGACUUUUACGGCAGCGGAGCCGCGGCCGGCGGGAAGCGCUCGUUUGCUAGGGGGGCACAGCCGAUCCGGUUCCUGUCCAUGACUCCCGCCCCCCCGCCGAGGCACAGCCUGGUGCAGGCCUGUAGACACCUCCUCGAGGUCGACGCCCUCGGGGUCGUCGACGGGAGUGGGGAGGCCACGGGGGGCCGAGAAGACGAGUGGACCUACCGGCUGACGCCCCUGGGGUACCAUCUCUCGAGGCUGCCGAUGGAUGCCAAGGUUGGAAAGGUGCUGAUCGUGGGGUGUAUCCUGGGAUGCCUGGACGGAGCCCUCACCAUCGCGGCGGCUCUCUCGUGCACCAGGUCGUGCUUUCUGCCGGCCACCGGCCCGCAGGCCAAGUCCCUGGCGGUUGCUUUGACGGCGAGGGAAUCCCUCGUCGAGAACGGCUUCGGGGGAGCCAACUGGCCCGGGGGGACCGUGAAGGGGGACCUGAUCGCGGUGAUUGCCACCUACCGGGCCUGGAAAAAGCACCGGUCGGACCAGAAGAGGCGGAGCUUCUGCUACCAGCACGCCCUGGACCACGCCACCCUCAGGGACAUGGAUCGGCUCCGGGGGCAGUUCCGGGAGCUGCUGGCCGACGCCGGGUUUGUGGCCGGAUCGUCCUCUCGCGGCGCUUCUGGCGAGGAGCAGGAGGAAAAUCGUAGCAAUGCUGCCAGCGAAGACGCCCUGCUGACGAGCUGCUGCCUGGUGGCCGGGCUGUACCCCAACGUUUGCUCGCUGAUGCGCCCGCGGAGGGGCGGUCCGAGGGGGGGAGGCCGCCUUCUCACGAACGAUGGAGACGAGUGCCGGCCGCAGUCCAGCUCCUUUCAGCAGAGGCGGGUCAGGCAGGCUUCCGAGACCGGGAGAGACGCCUACGCCGUGUACCACUCCAAACACCGGAGCAUCGGGACGUCGUCCGGAACCGCGAAAGAAAGGCCGCCGGAGGUCUUUCUGACGGAGGUGAACUUUGUCUCCCGCUUCGCCCUUCUCUUGUUCGGGGGAGACCUGGAGAUCGCAGGGAACGCCAUCGUCGUGGACGGGUGGCUCAAGUUCAAGGUCGGCGACGAGAAGGAGGAAGGAAAGGCCUCCUCCAAGAGCGGGAGGGACACCACCGACAAUGCCGUGCUGCUGCUGGCGCUCCGGGAAAAGCUGGACCGGAUGGUCCUCGAGCACGUGGUCUCGGAAUCGGGUGCGUGCGGUCCGGACGAGAGGGCCGCGAUGGAAGAACGCCACCGGAGCGUCGUUGCCGUGGUCCGAAAGCUCCUGGCCGAGGAGGGCUAGCUAGCGACGAACGGAAAGCUACAUAUCUUCCGGAAGCACAUUUCGCGGACGGACCCGCUGCAGUCGAAGCAAGCCCCGUUUUGGGGUCUGCGGGAAAACAACCAACCCACCAAAGAAGUAACUAGCAGCGAGCAACGAUUGGCUCCUCCCGCCUUCCGCCGGUUUGGUUUUGACCUUUUUUUUUCCUUGCAGAAGGCCAUUCAUGAGUACUAGAAACGAAGCGACACAUGAAUGAUCAUCACACAACAAUUUCAUUCUUGCAAUGAUCCAAGGGAACGCGGAACGCGGAGAUCAAACAAAGAAGCACCAGUAUGUACAUUUUGUCUAGUCCAAGGUAGGGGUUACUAGGUGCUAGCACUUUAGUAAUCAAGGAUUGAAAUAGAAAUACAAGUAGAGU
Pseudo-nitzschia multistriata is the source of this 4351-nucleotide messenger RNA. The record is from the annotation of a GenBank genome assembly. NCBI's taxonomy places the organism in Eukaryota, Bacillariophyta, Bacillariophyceae, Bacillariales, Bacillariaceae.